Messenger RNA from Trichosurus vulpecula (common brushtail), 3433 nucleotides. RefSeq names its product kelch like ECH associated protein 1 (gene KEAP1). The coding region runs from base 996 to 2867 and encodes 623 amino acids. Lineage: Eukaryota; Metazoa; Chordata; Mammalia; Diprotodontia; Phalangeridae. The transcript is spliced from 5 exons. The record is from RefSeq and is a predicted model, not a curated record. Gene Ontology annotation, molecular function: transcription factor binding.
GCGGCGGUCUCGCACAAGUGACAUUUGUGCGGCUUGCCAGGCUUUGUCCCCUUUGAGCCUCCCAGCGGCCCGGGGUGGGGGGAGGGGGAGAGGCUCGGCAAGGGAGGGAACGCGAGCCCCGACGUCACGUAGCUAGGAAGCUGUCCCGCCAGGCAGGAACCUGGGGCUUCCCGAGCCGGAGCCCUGUACUGCCCUCCUCCAGCCAGGGCUGGGCCAGGGCUGACUCAAAGCAGGGGGCAGAGGGAGCCCCCAUCCCCUGAAAUAGCAGGACAGGAGCUGGAAGAUAGGAAUUUCCACUUAAGAGGCCCCAGGAAUAGCCAUGGGUUGGGGUGUCACAUACAAAUUAGAUAAUUUGGGGGCACUGGGUAGUGGGUAUCCACUAUUUAAGCAGAACAGUAUCUCUCAAAUAUUUAGUGUAGUUGUAACACUAGUCUGGGACCAUCUGAGUUUUGCUCUUGGAGCACUGAGUUUGGAGUCACAGGAACUGGUUUUGAAUUCCAUCUCUUACCACCUGUGCAAAGUCACUUCUCAUAUCCUCAGCUUCCUCAUCUUUAAAAUGAGGAUGACCUCCGAGGUCUGUGAUCCCUUCAAGGCUCAGCCCCAGACCAGAGAGGCCUCAACCAGGGGGCUGGCUGGGGAAUAUAAUUGUUAUUAUAUAGCCCUUUUAAGUUUUGCAAAGUAGUUUACACAAGUUAUCUCAUUUGAAAGGGGCUCCACCCAGGCUAGAAUUGCUACUUGGAGUGCCAGCUGAUAUUGAUAGGGCUCAUUUUUAGGCUGGCACUCUGAGCACCUAGGGUGGGGGGAGGCUGGGCUGCCAUCGCCUGCAUAGGCUUCUUAGCAAAGGAGAAUUUGUAGUUUCCACAGGAGAGAAAAGGAAGCCCUUGGAGGAGUGGGUUCUCCCCACCAGAACUGACACAUAGAGCCUGAUCACCAUCCCCUCACCCUCACUCCCAGGUGCAUGAUGCCAGGCGGUGGCAAUGUUUUUCUAGAGGCUGAUGAAGCCAGUGUCUGGGCAUAGCAGGGGUGUUCCCUGUGCCCAUUCUCUCCCCCUCCUGUCCACACGCCCUGGGGGGGCUGGCUAUGCGGUGAUGUAUGCCACGGAGUGCAAGGCGGAGGUGACACCCUCCCAACAUGGCAACCGGACCUUCAGCUAUACCUUAGAGGACCACACCAAACAGGCCUUUGGCAUCAUGAAUGAGCUACGGCUAAGCCAGCAGCUAUGUGAUGUGACCCUGCAGGUCAAAUAUGAGGAUCAGCCUGCUGCCCAAUUUAUGGCUCACAAGGUAGUACUCGCCUCCUCCAGCCCAGUUUUCAAGGCCAUGUUCACCAACGGGUUGCGGGAACAGGGCAUGGAAGUGGUCUCUAUUGAGGGCAUCCACCCCAAGGUGAUGGAACGACUCAUAGAGUUUGCCUACACCGCCUCCAUCUCCAUGGGGGAGAAAUGUGUGCUGCAUUUGAUGAAUGGGGCUGUCAUGUACCAGAUUGACAGUGUAGUGCGGGCCUGCAGUGACUUUUUGGUGCAGCAGCUGGACCCCAGCAAUGCCAUUGGCAUUGCCAACUUUGCUGAGCAAAUUGGCUGUGCAGAGCUCCAUCAGCGUGCCCGGGAGUACAUCUAUAUGCACUUUGGGGAGGUAGCAAAGCAGGAGGAAUUCUUUAACCUGUCCCACUGCCAGCUGGUCACACUCAUCAGUCGGGAUGAUCUCAAUGUGCGUUGUGAGUCCGAGGUCUUCCACGCCUGCAUCAAUUGGAUCAAAUAUGACUGCGAGCACCGCCGCUUCUACGUUCAGGCCCUUCUGCGCGCGGUCCGUUGCCAUUCCCUCACUCCCCACUUCCUGCAAAUGCAGCUGCAGAAAUGUGAGAUCCUCCAGUCAGAUUCACGUUGUAAGGACUACCUGGUUAAGAUCUUUCAGGACCUCACCCUGCACAAGCCCACCCAGGUGAUGCCCUGCCGGGCACCCAAGGUGGGUCAGCUCAUCUACACAGCAGGAGGCUACUUCCGCCAAUCACUGAGCUACCUGGAGGCCUACAACCCUUGUGAUGGCACUUGGCUCCGCCUUGCAGACCUACAGGUGCCCCGAAGUGGCCUAGCGGGCUGUGUGGUGGGUGGCCUGCUGUAUGCUGUGGGGGGAAGGAACAAUUCCCCGGAUGGCAACACAGACUCCAAUGCCCUUGACUGCUACAAUCCUAUGACUAAUCAGUGGUCCCCCUGUGCACCCAUGAGUGUGCCCCGGAAUCGUAUUGGUGUUGGUGUCAUCGAUGGCCUCAUCUAUGCGGUUGGGGGCUCCCAUGGCUGCAUUCACCACAAUAGUGUGGAGAGGUACGAGCCAGAACGGGAUGAAUGGCACUUAGUAGCACCCAUGCUGACACAAAGGAUUGGGGUGGGAGUGGCUGUCCUGAAUCGCCUACUCUAUGCAGUUGGUGGCUUUGAUGGGACAAACCGCCUCAAUUCUGCUGAGUGCUACUACCCAGAGAGGAAUGAGUGGCGGAUGAUCACGCCUAUGAACACCAUCCGAAGUGGGGCAGGGGUCUGUGCUCUGAACAACUGCAUCUAUGCCACAGGAGGCUAUGAUGGCACCGACCAGUUAAACACUAUGGAAAGAUAUGAUGUGGAAACAGAGACCUGGACUUUUGUGGCCCCCAUGAAACAUCGACGGAGUGCACUUGGAGUCACCGUGCAUCAGGGAAAAAUCUAUGUCCUUGGUGGUUAUGAUGGACACACAUUUCUGGACAGUGUGGAAUGCUAUGACCCAGCCACAGACACAUGGAGUGAGGUGACACACAUGACCUCUGGCCGCAGUGGGGUGGGGGUAGCUGUAACUAUGGAGCCUUGUCGAAAGCAGAUUGACCAACAGAACUGCACCUGUUAAAAGAUUUUUAUCUCUUUGGCAAAAUUGUCAGGUUGGGUUUUUUGUAUGAAAAUGAAAAACAAAGCAAAAAAUUCAUUUCCAAGACCACAGGCUAGAAUAACAAGUCAGUGUUAAAAUAACAAAGCAGAAGAAGCCAUCACAGGAACCUUUGAUUUUGCCACUUUUGGCCCUGAAAACAUUAGAAAAAUGUGUUGCCAGGGCCCACUGGCUUAGGAGGAGUUUGGCAAGGGGAGGAUUCUUAGGAGUGGGGCACUGGCAUCCAGUGCACCUAUAAGAGGGCCUGCCUGCUGAAGGGAACUGCUUCUAGGAGGGAGGCCAGCAUCAGCUAUUACUCCCCCUUGGAGGUGGGAGUAGGACCCAGACCACAGCCACAGAAUCCAGCUCUUCAUUCCUGAAGCUCCUGUGCUGAGCAAGAAGGGUUUGGUACCAGGAUGCUGGCAUGAACACUGGGGGUGGGUGGGCUUGUACACAGAAGUCCUGGGCUAGAUUUUCUCCAGGCUCUCUACAGUUAUUAUGGUAAGUUCCCUUGUAAUGUUCAAACUGAAAUAAAGAUGAGACUAACUAGU